GACACAUUUUCAAAGAUGAAAAUCUUACCCGCAUCCAACGCCAGUGGAGCCUCGUCCUCGUCGUCUUCAACAUCCUCACAAGUCUCCGGUUUGAAACUGGGCAUUGUCCGACUCGGCCGGGCAGCUGGAAAGGUCAAGUACGCUCUGCUGGACGAAAGGGACAUUGGACUCGUUCAGGAAUACGCGUUCGAAGCUCGGAUGGACGUCGACCGGAACGGCGGAGGCGCUCGGAUUUUCGCUUAUGCCUACGACGUCGCCCGCGGCCGCAGUUCGGGUGCUUACGUCCACCAGCUAUUGUGGGAGCGACACUGUGGAGGGAUAGCGCCGGGCUUCCAAGUCGUUCACCGCAACGGCGUCACGGUGGAUAAUCGGCUGGAAAAUUUGAAUCUGGUGGCCAAAGGAACGGCGCCACCACCUAGCGGUCGCCAUCCUAAUAACAUCGUUCACCGAGCCACCGUGACGACGACAACGACAACGACGACGUCGUCGUCCAGCACCAACAUUCACUGCGACGACGUCGCAAACACAUCGUCGUCAACCACCCGGGAGCAUUCGCUUUACUGGGCCGCCAUCCAACAAUUGCCCGCUGAUCCUGUCGAAGAGCAUUUUGGCGAGCUGGGAGUCACGCGUUAUUACAACGUCAACGGCGAGGUGAUUGACGACGAGGACGAUACCUUCUGCUACUACGAGUGCCACUACCCGCCGUGCACGAAUAUGGAACGCGAGCUCAGGGAAUUCUCUAUUUGCGGACGGUGUCAGGAAGCCAGAUACUGCGGGACCUACUGCCAACAAAAGGACUGGCCCGUUCACAAGAAAUCCUGCCGGGAACGGAAGAGGCCGUACGUCGUGGAGCGUCCACCGGAGCGUUAAAAACCCAAAACCUCCUUCCUCAGCAUUAUUAAUUCUACCCCCCUACCCACCUCAACAGAAACAGUCCGACUAACUAACGAGAGAAAAAAAAAAAGAAAAGAAAAAAAAAAGACUCGAUUGUACAUUACCGUAAGAAUAAAUCAAGAGAAAAUCAUUCAAAAAAAGCAAACGAAAUUCGUGGAGAAAGGAGCUAGACGAAAAUCAACGAACUCGUCAUUGUCCAGUUUAGGACAAACGGAAGAAGAUGAUGAAAGGAAAACCAAAACAACUAAACAACAACAAAAAAAAAUUAACUCUCAAUUAACUCCAAAUGCAUUGUCAUGGGAAUCAUCAAAUUAACUCGGGCGCUACUAACCAUGGUGACGGGAUAUUUUAGAUGUGAAACUAACACAUUCCUUUAUUCCAUUUUUAGAAGUCAUUUUUCUUUUUAAUAUGUCGGGAAUCCUUUGGAAAUGAAACCAUUAAUUUACAACUAAAAAAAAAAAAAAAUUUAACACGAAAUUAUUAAACAACAACAACAAAAAAAACAUCCAACAAGCGUUUUUGCCUCCUCCUCCUUCUCUACUACCCGGACGGAAUUUAUCACUGUACAGAAUUUAUGCGCUUCUCUGUUUUGGGGGUGCGAGAGAAUGAGGAUGGAUGGAUCCUUGGCAUCAUUGUAAUCCUUCUUUUGUGUGUGUGUGUCCCUCCCACCUUUCCCCUUGUUACUAUACUUACUCGUGUUCCUAUAAUAUUAUAUAGAGAAGAAGAAGAAAAAUUUCCCUCCCGCGAACUAGUUUCGGAAAAACAAAUUUUUUUUAAACAAUUUUUUUUUUUUAAAUUGAAAAAAUUUUGGCUCUCUUUUCUUUGCUGAUCUCACGAUGACCUCUUUGAAUUCCCUUCUUCCAAGGAAAAACUGAUAAAUUCCGUGAUGAUGGGGAUUUCCCAUGAUCGACUCAACCAAUUUUCUCCAUGUUUUCUAUUCCUUUUUCGUCCAACAAUUUUUUAAAUUUGAAAAUUUUUUUUUCAAUUCUCUAAAAUUGUAUUGUAUUUUUUUUUUCCAAUUUUUUUCGAGCUUAUGGGGGAUGGCAUAUAGUUUGAAAAAAGGUCACGUGACGAAGCCGAUGUCUAGUCGCACUAACAACCAAAAAAUAAACCGCAUGAAACUUUUUCUCACA
Daphnia pulex (common water flea) is the source of this 2027-nucleotide messenger RNA. Its product is annotated as zinc finger MYND domain-containing protein 19-like. Lineage: Eukaryota; Metazoa; Arthropoda; Branchiopoda; Diplostraca; Daphniidae. The record is from RefSeq and is a predicted model, not a curated record. Bases 16 to 870 code for a protein of 284 amino acids. The transcript has 5 exons.